CCGUGUGCGAGUGCGCAGUUAGGAUGACUGGUUGGUUGCUGGGCAACAGGAGAAGGACGCGGUCUCAGUGAAACAUGAGGCUCAAACGGUUUCUGCUGCGGUAUUACCCGCCAGGAAUCAUUUUGGAGUACGAAAAAGGAGGGGAGACAAAGAACAAAUCCAUUGAUCUGCUUGACUUGACUCCAGUUGCAGAUGUAGAUGCUGUGGUUGAGGAAAUCCAGAAGAUUGAACCACUCAUAACUGCAUCUCGGACAGAGCAAGUGAAACAGCUGGUGCAGAGACUUCAGGAAAAGCUUGGUCAACAUGAUGAUCACAAAUUCUACCUGUUUAAGGUACUUCGGGCACAUAUACUACCACUGACAAACGUUGCAUUCAACAAGUCUGGAUCAAAUUUUAUUACAGGAAGCUAUGACAGGACUUGCAAAGUGUGGGAUACUGCAUCAGGAGAAGAGCUACAUACACUUGAAGGACAUAGGAAUGUGGUCUACGCUAUUGCUUUCAACAAUCCUUACGGAGACAAGAUUGCAACUGGUUCCUUUGAUAAAGCCUGCAAGUUAUGGAGCUCUGAAACAGGCAAAUGUUACCAUACAUUUCGUGGACACACAGCAGAAAUUGUAUGUUUAUCAUUUAAUCCUCAAAGUACCCUAGUAGCAACAGGCAGUAUGGAUACGACAGCAAAGCUCUGGGACAUCCAGUCUGGAGAAGAGUCUGUUACACUAACAGGACAUUCAGCUGAAAUCAUUUCUUUAUCAUUUAAUACAACAGGGGACAAGAUUAUCACAGGCUCCUUUGACCAUACUGUUUCUGUUUGGGAUGUGGGAUCUGGCAGGAGAAUGCACACUCUGAUUGGACAUCGAGGAGAGAUCAGCAGUGCACAGUUUAAUUGGGACUGUUCGCUCAUUGCUACUGGAUCAAUGGACAAAACCUGCACACUUUGGGAUGCUGUCAGUGGAAAAUGUGUGGCAACAUUGUCUGGACAUGAAGACGAAGUACUGGAUGUUUGCUUUGAUUACACAGGGCAACUUAUAGCAACUGCAUCAGCCGAUGGUACUGCAAGAGUUUACAGUGCAGCAAGUCGCAAAUGUAUGGUGAAGCUAGAAGGCCAUGAAGGAGAAAUCUCCAAGAUUUGUUUUAAUCCUCAGGGCAGUCGCAUUCUUACAGGCAGUUCUGAUAAGACAUCCAGGCUUUGGGAUCCUCGCACAGGCCAGUGUCUUCAGGUGUUAGAAGGUCAUACUGAUGAAAUUUUCUCAUGUGCUUUUAACUAUGAAGGAAAUGCCAUCAUCACAGGAAGCAAAGAUAACACUUGCAGGAUAUGGCGGUGAACGAAGAUAGAGUUACAAAAAAUAACUUUAUAAAUUCACACUGAUAAACAUCGAAGAAUGCUGUUAUGUUGUUGUAUAAGUAGAGUCUAUAUUAUUUCAGACAUUCAUCGUCUCAAAGGACUUCUAUAAAGAAAUCUAAGCAACAUGUUCAGUUUCUUUGUUAUGUAAAAUGUUAUUGCAAAGUAGUACCAAACAAGAUACAUCAGCUCAGCAGAGAAUCAUCUUUGAUAAAAGUAUGAGUUGCACUUCUGACUGCAACAAAGCUCUCAAGCCACAGCAAUUUUUUUCCCCUUUUUAACAAGGUUUGUUAGAAUUUUAAGCUUUAAUGUGGUUAAUACAUGUUUUAACGGUUCUGAAGUUUGCAAACAUUAAAAAAACUAAAUUUGAUCGUGUUUGAUCAUUAUGAGUUGUUGCAAAUAAAUUCAAUGCUUUU
This is a messenger RNA of Rhincodon typus (whale shark), 1755 nucleotides long. RefSeq names its product dynein assembly factor with WDR repeat domains 1 (gene daw1). The record is from RefSeq and is a predicted model, not a curated record. Bases 75 to 1322 code for a protein of 415 amino acids. NCBI's taxonomy places the organism in Eukaryota, Metazoa, Chordata, Chondrichthyes, Orectolobiformes, Rhincodontidae. Gene Ontology annotation, molecular function: protein binding. The transcript has 13 exons.